UCGUCGUCGGGCUCCGACAAGGAAGACAAUGGGAAGCCCCCGUCUUCCGCCCCGUCCCGGCCCAGACCCCCGCGGAGGAAGCGGCGAGAGUCCACCUCGGCCGAAGAGGACAUCAUUGAUGGAUUUGCCAUGACCAGCUUUGUCACUUUUGAAGCGCUGGAGAAAGAUGUGGCCCUUAAACCUCAGGAACGCGUGGAGAAGCGCCAGCCCCCCCUGACCAAGAAGAAGCGAGAAGCACUCACCAACGGCCUGUCCUUUCAUUCCAAGAAGAGCCGCCUCAGCCACCUGCAUCACCACAGCUCGGACCGAGAGAACGACCGCAACCUGGGCCAGCAGCUGGGGAAGAGGAAGAAAACGCCCAAGGGGCUCCGACAGAGUUCAGCUUCUUCCAGCUUGAGGACAGGCUACUUCUGUGACAGUGACAGCGACCAGGAAGAGAAGGCAUCUGAUGCCAACUCUGAGAAACUCUUCAACACUGUUGCAAACAAAGAUCCUGAGCUCGGUGUUGGCACGCUCCCCGGACACAAUGGCCAGGAUGCCGGGCCCAUUGUCCCCAAGAUCUCGGGCCUAGAGCGAAGCCAGGAGAAGAGUCAGGACGGCGGCAAAGAGUCCGUCUUCGAGCCGGCAGUGCUGAAAGGCCCCUGUCCCCAGGUUCCUCAUCCGCUCCCCGCGGAGCCGUCUGCCGAACCCCAGCCCCGGGCGCCGUCGCCGCGCCCCAACCUAGUGCCGCGCCCCGAGGCCCCUGCUCAGCCCCCACCUCCAAGCUCGCAGCCGCCGCAGGCCCCCCCAGAGGCCCAGCUGCAGCCCGCGCCUCCACCUCAGGCCCAGAGGCACCCCCGGCCCCAGACCCCCGGCCAGCUGCUCCAUCAGAACCCCCCGCCUGUGCAGGCACACCCCUCCACUCAGAGCCUGUCCCAGCCUCUGUCUGCCUAUAACAGCAGCAGCUUAAGCCUCAACAGUUUAAGCAGCAGCCGAAGCAGCACCCCCGCAAAGACUCAGCCCGCCCCUCCUCACAUCUCCCACCACCCCUCAGCCUCCCCGUUCCCCCUCGCGCUGCCCAACCACAGCCCCCUGCACAGCUUCACCCCCACCCUCCAGCCCCCCGCGCACUCCCAUCACCCCAAUAUGUUUGCCCCUCCCACGGCUCUGCCUCCACCACCACCGCUGACAUCAGGGGGACUGCAGGUGCCUGGACAUCCAGCCGGGAGCACUUACUCAGAGCAAGACAUCUUGCGACAAGAACUGAACACCCGCUUUCUGGCCUCUCAGAGUGCUGACCGGGGGGCCUCGCUGGGCCCUCCGCCCUACCUGCGGACCGAGUUCCACCAGCACCAACACCAGCACCAGCACACCCACCAGCACACCCACCAGCACACCUUCACGCCGUUCCCCCACGCCAUCCCGCCCGCCGCCAUCAUGCCGACGCCAGCACCUCCCAUGUUUGACAAAUAUCCUACCAAAGUUGACCCCUUCUACCGGCACAGCCUCUUCCACUCCUACCCUCCUGCAGUCUCGGGCAUCCCACCCAUGAUCCCACCCACUGGGCCCUUUGGGUCACUGCAAGGAGCAUUCCAACCGAAGACAUCCAACCCGAUCGAUGUUGCCGCUCGCCCCGGGACGGUCCCGCACACGCUCCUGCAGAAGGACCCUCGGUUGACAGAUCCUUUCAGACCUAUGUUAAGGGUAAGAACGCUUCUUUCGGAACUGUUUUCGCAACCUUUCUCUGACUCCCGGCGGGCUCAAGAUGCAACCUGCCAGAAUGGUGGGACCCUGUCAUUCUAUAGCCCUGUCGACCCCUGGUGGGCGCACUUUUCUGGCACCAGGGGGCAUCGAGCAAGCCCUUCGGCUGGGAAUCUUCCAGCCAUUUUGGAUCUUGAGCCUGACGGGGCUCUUGUUGUAAGUGGGGUCCUCUUAGAUUUCCAGCCUCAUCCAACAUCCUCCCACCCCACCCCCUUCCUGUUCCAGAAACAGAUGCAAUCGGACCCACACAAGUUGGACUUCGGCCUGAAGCCGGAGUUCCUGAGCCGCCCGCCGGGCCCCAGCCUCUUCGGAGCCAUCCACCAUCCCCACGACCUGGCCAGGCCGUCCACGCUCUUCUCUGCUGCUGGUGCUGCACACCCAACUGGGACCCCUUUUGGGCCACCACCUCAUCAUAGCAACUUUCUUAACCCUACUGCCCACCUCGAGCCUUUUAAUCGGCCAUCGACGUUUACAGGCCUGGCAGCAGUUGGUGGCAAUGCCUUCGGGGGACUUGGAAAUCCUUCAGUUACACCCAACUCAAUGUUCGGCCACAAGGAUGGCCCCAGUGUGCAGAACUUUAGCAACCCUCACGAGCCCUGGAACCGGCUGCACCGAACACCUCCGUCGUUCCCGACCCCUCCGCCCUGGCUGAAGCCGGGGGAGCUGGAGCGCAGCGCGUCUGCUGCAGCUCAUGACAGAGAUAGAGAUGUAGAUAAACGAGACUCCUCCUCCGUUAGUAAGGAUGACAAAGAAAGGGAAAGCGUCGAGAAGAGACACCCCAGCCACCCGUCACCAGCACCCGUCCUCCCGGUGAGCAGCCUGGGACACGGCCGCAGCGCCACCGAACAGAUCCGGGGUCAUUUGAACACUGAGGCCCGCGAGAAAGACAAGCCCAAAGAGCGGGAGCCGCGGGACCACGGCGAGGCCCGCAAGGACCUGGCCGCCGACGAGCACAAGGCGAAGGAGGGCCACCUGCCCGAGAAGGACGGCCACGGCCACGAGGGGCGCGCCGCGGGGGACGAGGCCAAGCAGCUGAGGACUCGAAUGAUGACGCCUUUCAUGGGCAUCAGCCCCAUCCCGGGCGGGGAGCGCUUCCCAUACCCGUCUUUCCACUGGGACCCCAUCCGGGACCCCCUGAGGGACCCCUACCGAGAACUGGACAUGCACCGCCGAGACCCCCUGGGCAGGGACUUCCUGCUGCGGAGCGAUCCCCUGCACCGCCUCUCGACGCCGCGGCUGUACGAGGCCGAGCGCUCCUUCCGGGACCGGGAGCACCACCAUCACCACCACCACCCUCUGACCCUGGACCCGCGGCGCGAGCACGAGCGCAGCGCCCACCUGGACGAGCGCGAGCGCCUGCACGUGCUGCGGGAGGACUACGAGCCCCCGCGGCUGCACUCGGUCCACCCCGCCUCCCUCGACGGACACCUGCCCCACCCGGGUCUCAUCACCCCAGGGCUCCCCAACGUGCACUACCCCCGCAUCAGCCCCACCGCGGGCCACCAGAACGGACUGCUCAACAAGACCCCGCCCACAGCCGCGCUCAGCGCCCCGCCCCCGCUCAUCUCCACGCUGGGGGGCCGCCCGGUCUCCCCCCGAAGGACCACCCCUUUGUCCGCAGAGAUGAGGGAGAGGCCGCCAUCCCACACCCUGAAGGACAUCGAGGCACGAUGAGAGGACGGAGACACCACCCCCACCCUACCCCUCCAAAGCCACCCCACAAGACUCCCGGCCAAAACCAGCGAGAGGACUCCCGAGCCUUCGACCUUCGGGGCCUUCCCGGCUGUCCCCCGUGUAAACACAGACAGACAUGUACAGGCUCCAGUGCAGAUUUUGAAACUUUUUUUUUUUUUUUUUUGUAUAUUCUCUGUUGAAAUUUUUCAGAUCUUUUAGCCAAGUCAUCCGUUUUUAAUGUCUUUUUGGGUUUUUGGGGUUUCAGCUUUCUUUUUCCCUCCUCCCCUCGUGUGAAAUUUCAGAUCCGCACCCCAACAGUGAGGACGAAACACACGCCCAUUGAAUGAUGGGUGGGGGUGGGGUGGGGGAGGGGAGUUCACAACCCACCGUGCAAAGCGGUUUCCGAUGAGAAGGCAAGACCUGUACAUAGUUCUGUAAAAAAAGAAAAAAAUGGAGAGAGAAAGGAAAAAAAUGAUUGCUUCUUGGGCUAAUGGUUCAUAUAUGCAAAAGGGUAAGAUGAAAGCUUUACUUUGUACAGAUGUAAAUAGAUAAAGAUUAAGUAACAUAAUACAUUAAUACUUCUUUAAAAUGUGCUAUUUGCAAACAUGAUCGCAGCAAGGAGCGAGGUCGGCCCAGGGGAGGCCACGUUCCUGUAUCUUGUGAGAAGACAGCUAAACCCUUCAACUAUGCAAUGAAUCUUAGGGCUUUUCACCAAAGCCCGCCUAACUCAAAGGAGCCUUUUCUGAUCCAUUUUCCACAUACUUAAGGUCAUAUUUUCCCUGAACAAGCGCUUAACCGUGAUAUGACUCUUGUUUUCCUUGCUUGCUUUACCCAUAUGGAGAACCAUCGGAGAGUGGGGCCCGGGCUGGAACUUGGCAUUCGAAGAUGCCGCCUGUGAGUACCCAUAGGCGCAGGGGAGGGGCAAGACAGGUGCAAACCCCACCCACAAAGGUCAGAGGACAGGAACAGUCAGACCAGGGAAACUGGGAUUUGCCCGAUGCCAAAAUCAGAGCGUAGGUGUCAGCCGCAGUGUCUGGCUGACAGAUGUCAGAGCCCCCAUCCCUCAUGGAUCACACACCUCAUUGCAGGAACAUGCCUUUGUCAACACAUCCUAGCUCAUAUCUGUACACACUUACUCGUUCAGUAAUGCCGGUCAGCUACAUGCCAGCUGAUCCUGAAGGAAAGUUCACGUUUCUCAGAUGAUGGAUAUGUUUCCACUGUACCCAAGAGCCGGUAGUUUAAGGUACAGCCUCCCACUGUGACUUGAAUUCCCAGUUGGUGGGGAAAAAGGAAAUUUUUUUUAAAAAGGAUAAACCGGAACAGAUCAAAACCUCAUGUAGUCCUUGAGAUUUCUGGAGGGGGUUGGGGGGGAAAGAAAGGUGGCAGAGAAAGGUCUAGUGUGUGCUGGUGUUUUUAAGUUCACCUCCAUCUUAGUGUCUCUUCAUCACCUUUUAUAAUCACGUUCAGCCUAUUGUCUACAUAUUUGGAGAGAAUAUGACUUUACUAGCAGAGAAAUACACUAUAUCUUGUCUACUGGACUGUAAAAUAUAUGUAUGAAAUAAAAACUAGUUCCAUCGGAUCUUCUAGUAUACUAAAAGUAAUAUCUGACGUCGUUACCCUGUUUUUUGCAACAACAAAAAAAAAAGUGAACUACCAACCAUUGUUUCUAAUAAGCAGAGAGAUUCUAUUUUAGUAGUAAACUGAAGGUUUAGUUGUGAGCUUCAGAUUUUGUGAACUCCAGAUGUUGUGCAGUGUUUUUUGGUUUUUGUUUUGUUUGGGCUUUUUUUUCUUUUUGUUUUUUGUUUUGUUUUGUUUUGGCGGGGUGGG
This is a messenger RNA of Echinops telfairi (small Madagascar hedgehog), 5241 nucleotides long. It is a transcript of the gene AUTS2, whose product is annotated as activator of transcription and developmental regulator AUTS2. The record is from RefSeq and is a predicted model, not a curated record. The annotation marks the transcript as partial. The transcript is spliced from 18 exons. NCBI's taxonomy places the organism in Eukaryota, Metazoa, Chordata, Mammalia, Afrosoricida, Tenrecidae.